Molecule: messenger RNA, 781 nt
Organism: Tripterygium wilfordii
Lineage: Eukaryota; Viridiplantae; Streptophyta; Magnoliopsida; Celastrales; Celastraceae
Product: adenosine kinase 1-like
Exons: 6
Coding region: 1-600 (199 amino acids)
Biological process (GO): purine ribonucleoside salvage
Cellular component (GO): cytosol; nucleus
Molecular function (GO): adenosine kinase activity
Source: RefSeq, a predicted model, not a curated record
AUGGGUAGCAAGUACAACGUGGAGUGCAUCGCGGGAGUUGAGAAAGCCAAGUACUUUUAUAUUGCUGGAUUUUUUCUCACUGGGUCACCAGACUCCAUACAGCUCGUUGCCGAACAUGCAGCUGCAAAUAACAAGGUAUUCGCAAUGAACCUUUCUUCUCGAUUUAUCUGCGAGUUUUCCAAGGAUGCACAGGAGAAAGUUUUGCCGUAUAUGGACUAUGUCUUCGGCAAUGAGACAGAAGCAAGAGCCUUCUCAAAAGUUCAUGGCUGGAAUACAGAUAAUGUUGAAGAAAUAGCAGUAAAGAUUUCCCAGUUGUCCAAAGCUUCUGGAACAUACAAAAGAAUCACUGUUAUUACUCAGGGUGCAGAUCCCGUUGUGGUGGCCGAGGAUGGGACAGUUAAGAAGUUCCCAGUCAUACUAUUGCCUAAGGAAAAACUUGUCGAUACAAAUGGGGCAGGGGAUGCAUUUGUCGGAGGAUUCCUCUCACAGUUGGUUCAAGAGAAACCAAUUGAAGAAUGUGUGAGAGCUGGGAAUUAUGCUGCCAAUGUUAUCAUCCAAAGGUCUGGCUGCACAUACCCAGACAAGCCAGAUUUUCACUAAGCUAUAAGCUAUUCCAUUUCCCCCUUGGUUGACUUCCCUUCACUGUAUAUUUCGUAACUUCUAAGAGGUACACACGUAAUAAUAUAUGGGUCUCAGCAAAGCCCCAAUGACUAAACUACCCUUAUAUCCACUAAUACUCUCUCUCAAGCUGGAGCAAAGAUGUUGUUAAUCAUGCCCAGCU